UCCGGCACGGUCGCACGGCAGAGGCAGACCCUCUCUGCGCUUCUACUUCUUCCUCAAGCUCAAGCAGAACCUCCCCUCUCUCUUCUCCUCUCCCAGACUCCCCCACAAACCCUUCUUCCCCGAGCCCAAGCAAGCCGCGCGCAACCAUGUUCCUCACAAGGACGGAGUACGACCGCGGCGUGAACACCUUCUCCCCGGAGGGCCGGCUUUUCCAGGUGGAGUACGCCAUCGAGGCCAUCAAGUUGGGCUCUACUGCAAUAGGGCUGAAGACGAAGGAUGGGGUUGUUCUUGCUGUGGAGAAACGUGUGACCUCGCCAUUGCUGGAGCCUAGCAGUGUUGAGAAAAUCAUGGAAAUUGAUGAGCAUGUAGGCUGUGCCAUGAGUGGCCUUAUUGCCGAUGCGAGAACAUUGGUUGAGCAUGCUCGUGUGGAGACCCAAAAUCAUAGAUUCUCAUAUGGGGAGCCAAUGACAGUUGAGUCCACGACCCAAGCUAUUUGUGAUCUAGCUCUUCGUUUUGGAGAAGGUGAAGAAGAGUCAAUGUCACGGCCUUUUGGAGUUUCUCUCCUCAUUGCUGGUCAUGAUGAAAAUGGUCCCAGCCUGUACUACACUGACCCAUCUGGAACCUUUUGGCAGUGCAAUGCCAAGGCAAUUGGCUCAGGUUCUGAAGGUGCCGAUAGCUCCUUACAGGAGCAGUUUAACAAGGAGUUGACUCUUCAGGAGGCUGAAACCAUAGCUCUAUCUAUCUUGAAGCAGGUUAUGGAAGAAAAGGUGACUCCAAAUAAUGUCGACAUCGCCAAGGUCGCACCAAACUACCACCUCUACACCCCUGCAGAGGUCGAGGCAGUCAUCGGACGAUUGUGAAACACAGAAAUCUUUAUCUUAUGUCAGCCCGGAUACAUAUGUUCUGCUUCCGUACGUUUUACACCUUGAUGGAGGUCCAUGCCUUUCAAUUAGCACAAGCACAAUUGCUGUAUGAUGUUGACCUCUUUUUCAUUUUGAUGUGGUGUGGACAAGGAUUAUAAGAUGAUAGUGUUUGUGGACUUGUCACCUGAGAUCGACAACCUUCUGUUUGAUACGCAGGACUUGCAGCCCAACAUGCAGUAUUUGGCCUUUUCUGUUUGA
Molecule: messenger RNA, 1121 nt
Organism: Brachypodium distachyon (stiff brome)
Lineage: Eukaryota; Viridiplantae; Streptophyta; Magnoliopsida; Poales; Poaceae
Product: proteasome subunit alpha type-5
Exons: 9
Coding region: 147-860 (237 amino acids)
Biological process (GO): proteasome-mediated ubiquitin-dependent protein catabolic process
Cellular component (GO): nucleus; proteasome core complex, alpha-subunit complex; proteasome core complex
Source: RefSeq, a predicted model, not a curated record